Messenger RNA from Kwoniella mangroviensis CBS 8507, 1941 nucleotides. RefSeq lists its product as uncharacterized. The coding region runs from base 1 to 1941 and encodes 646 amino acids. The transcript has 6 exons. NCBI's taxonomy places the organism in Eukaryota, Fungi, Basidiomycota, Tremellomycetes, Tremellales, Cryptococcaceae. The record is from RefSeq and is a predicted model, not a curated record.
AUGCCGCCUGCAUCCAGUAAACUGCUCAACCCUCUCUCACUCUCACCCACCGACCCUUCGUCCUCAUCUCAAUCAGCCGGCUUGUCAAGGAUGACCACGCAAUCCAACAAACCACCUCGUUUCUACUUACCUUCCCCGUCCAACUCAUCACCUCAUACACCCGUCUAUCCGCUGUCCAGAGUAGUAUCCAGAGCUCAAUCAGAUACCAAUGCAGCUGCAGGGAGCAGUACAUCUACUUCUACCUCGACAUCAACUACGGAAACUGCGCUGUACUCAAGAAGGAGUAGAUCAAGAGCAUCUAUUAGCAAUCUGCGAUCCGCCUUGGAAUUAUACCAGAUUGACCAUCGAGUGACUUCACCAGACCCAGGUAAUAUAGCUGGGACAUCAACCGAUACAGAUACCACUCGAGGCCAUCCGCAUGGACACCAACAACACCAAGCGGUAUUGAGUAAUGAGGAUGACUCACCAUCGAGCUUGUCACCUUCGUCGUUAAUAGGGAAUUCGAAGAUGGACGCCUUGGUCGAGAUCCAUAGGGUAUUGUAUAGGGGUAAAGAGGAUCUACAAGUCAAAAGAAUCGAAUUGACCUUGAAGGAAGAGGUCGAUCAGGUCAAGAGGGUAGUAGAUAGAUGGUUUGAAAGUGAUUGUGUAUACGACCAACCACUAGUACAUCUGACAUCUCGAGAAUCUAUGUUGAUGCAUUUCACACUGUUACAUGCAUUCGGUACAGUCUAUAUGCCGAGUAUACGACCUUCCGCUUUGAUCAUCCACCUUAAAGAGAUAAUAUCGCUGUUACAAAUAAGCCUACUACCCAUAGAAGAACAUGGGAAAUCUCGAGGAGCAGAAGGUAAAAAGAAGGAAUCAGAUAUAAUCGAGUCGCCGAAAUCACCAGGCGAGGAAGAGCAUCUCCUGGGACUAGGACUAGGUAUUGGUAAAGCAGGUGAUCACCGGGACACGACUAGGAAGACGAGUCGACACUCUUCACGUGAUCACACAACGCAUAGUGAUGGAAGUAUGAGUUACGAUGGCUGGUGGAAGUUGUGGGAUGUCACGGCGGAUUGUAAAGAGAUUGGAGAGAUGGAAUGUUAUGACGGUCAUUACUUAGCCAUGAUCGAGCAUGUGAUCCGCCUAUCGCUCUUUCCAACCUAUCGCAAUUCUAUUAAGACCGCUCCUUCCACUUCUCACCCGUCAGCCUACUUCCACCCUAAAACACCUAAUCCUCAUAUCAAACAUCACCACCAUGGUUCCGUGAAGCACAUCGGGAAAGCACAAAGUCCAAUACUGGGUAUAGAUAUCCCAGCUGUCCCUGUUCCGUCAUUCGCUAAGAGGAUAUACACGUAUAUCUACCGGGAUUUCAUAGAGUGCUGGUUGGAUUGGGAGCUGAGGGUAAAUACAAUGAUACAGUUUAACGAGGUUGGCAAAGCAACCCAUGUACGCGAUGUGAUUGAUGUCCGAGACUUGGUGGAAUGCUUCGUCCCGUUCGCUAAACGAUUACAUCUGAUCACGACUGUAACGGGCUUUAUCACUAGCCUGAUUGGGGUUGUUAUCUUGACCUCUUUGGCGGGUAAUGACCAAGCUGUGGAAGUCGUCAAGCAGGGUAAGAUUAUUAGCGUAUCUCUGCCUACCCGAGUGAUGGAGAAGGGCGGUAUCAUGACCCAUGGUGUGGGCUAUGACGCUAGGACUGAAAAGGAUAGAGAUAGCAAACCCUCAGCGUCAGAGGAAAAACCAUCACUCAAUAGUACCAAAUCAUCCUCUUCUGCACCUAUGCGUAUCAAAUCACCUACCAUGGAUCCUCAAUCUCGUUCAAGAAAGAUGAGUGCCCCUACUCUCAUGACCAGUACACAUAAUACACUAGGGUUGGAAGGUGUUUCGCCGCCUGCUUCGGUGCAAGAGGGUAAUAGUCAGAGCACAGCGGUCACCAGUGUCGACCAAGAUUCAGCUUGA